This is a messenger RNA of Drosophila obscura, 782 nucleotides long. RefSeq lists its product as uncharacterized. The record is from RefSeq and is a predicted model, not a curated record. Bases 46 to 669 code for a protein of 207 amino acids. The transcript is spliced from 2 exons. Gene Ontology annotation, biological process: vacuolar proton-transporting V-type ATPase complex assembly. Lineage: Eukaryota; Metazoa; Arthropoda; Insecta; Diptera; Drosophilidae.
GGCACAUGCCAAUGCCAAGGCUGUAAUACGAUUUGCUGAUUCAAAAUGCUUGCCAGGCUACGCAGGCUUGGUCCGGCCUCCCCGCUGGAUCUUCCCAGCCUGGAAAAAGCCACUUCCAUAGAGAAAUGCCAUGCGAAAGUCCUGCUGAAUGGACUGCAGCAGCUGCUCUACUUCCUGGUCGUGUUCUUGCUCUGCCCAGUGCUGAUCUUCUGCGGCUUCAAGUAUGUCAUCCUGGGCACCAGCGACCUGAAUGCAGAUAUUGGCUCGGGUGUGGCCACUGUGAUUGUGAUGCAUAUCCUCAUCGCCGUCUACAUCUUCCGCCUGGUCUUCCAGCAGGAGUUCUCGCGCAUGGAAAGGAUCGAAACGUUGUCCGAGUGGGAGAUCAUUCUGCAUCCGCAGGCCCACAAGCAACAUCCCGUUAUCGUUGUUCUGCUGCUGAUCUUCUACUGCUCUUUGAUCAUCGGCUUCCCCGUUGUCACCUUCUUUGCUCUGAAGUUUGUGGUGCUAAAGAAUUUCUUUCUCAUCGCCCACAUGGAUGCCGAUAUCAUAUCGGCUAUUGUGACCGUCAUCGCCGUUCAUCUGGCCGUCGGGCUCUUCAUCUACAGGGUGUACUCCACCACUCCCACCCCCACCACUUCGGUUAAGAGUGCCAAUGCCAAGAAAUUUUGAUUGAAUCCCCCUGCCCCAUUCCUCUAAUGACUGCACGAUGUAUCACAGCUCUCCUCCAAUUAAAGUACAUUGUACAAUUUCCUCAUCUGGUCAUAAUGUUGACCGAAAAUCUU